Molecule: messenger RNA, 1521 nt
Organism: Blumeria graminis f. sp. triticale
Lineage: Eukaryota; Fungi; Ascomycota; Leotiomycetes; Helotiales; Erysiphaceae
Source: the annotation of a GenBank genome assembly
AUGUCUCAAAGUUCCCAGGAAGCUGCGACAGCGAGAUACAAAGCUUUGAAAGAAGAUUUCGUGUCCAACCUUACGGGCGGCACCAUUAGCGAAAUCAACUACGUGACUGCCGUAGCACCCGUAGCAGUUAUACUCUGGUCUAUCUUGCAAUCGCGUCACGGCCUUUUCAAUUCGCCGAAUGUCUGGACAAUCACAACUGAUUUCCUCAUUAAUGUCGUGGCCAUUCUACUCGCUACAACGCUGUAUGCCUUCAAUCCGCUAUUGCUCAGUAUUCUUCUCCUAGCACCCGCUUGCCUCCUCUUGCUACUCCCGCCUCUCGCAAAGCCGCAAAAGAAGACGAAUCUCAAGUCUUUGAAGAGAGCAGGUCUUCAACAUGAAGUCGUUUCACCGACGGAUCCUCGCUAUCGCCUACCGAAGCGCCCUUUCUUAACCAUGUAUCGUGGGAGCAUGCUUGUAAUUACCUCUCUGUCUAUUCUAUCCGUGGACUUUCGCAUUUUUCCUCGACGUUUCGCCAAAGUUGAAAACUGGGGCACGUCCUUGAUGGACGUAGGCGUUGGCUCGUUUGUGUUUUCGGCGGGUAUUGUGGCCAUGCGCUCGAUCAUACUAUCAGAAAACCAGCAGGCAGGUCUCUUUAGAAGAUUAUUGAAAUCUGGGCGGCAUAGCCUGCCGCUGCUGGUCUUAGGCCUCCUACGGCUUUGGAGUGUAAAGGAGCUAGACUACGCAGAACAUGUGUCCGAAUACGGGGUACAUUGGAAUUUCUUCUUUACUCUCGGUCUCCUACCUCCCUUUGUCACCCUCUUUCAAUCAGCAUUCCGCUAUCUACCUUCGUAUGCUGGGCUCGCAGUCGUGCUCGCAACUGCCUAUCAGCUUGCAUUAGAAUACACUAAUCUCAAGGCAUACAUAUUGGUCGCGCCGCGAGUAGAUCUUUUGAGCAUGAAUCGAGAGGGAAUAUUCAGUUUCAUCGGAUACCUCGCCAUAUUUCUCGCCGGGCAAGGAACUGGUCUCUUUGUGCUGCCGCGACAUCUCCUCCCCACUAAUACCUCGGGCUGGCAGCAAAGGAAACAGCUCUUACUUAAACUCAUUAGCUGGUCAAUAUUCUGGGUAGUGCUAUUCAUAUUCAGCACCAAUAGAGUCUACGGGCUUAAUUUACAAGUAUCACGUCGCCUCGCAAACUUACCCUACUUCUUUUGGAUUGCCGCAUUCAACUCUUGCCAACUGACUGUAUUCUGCCUUGUGGAAACGCUUUUAUUUCCCGAUGUCUGGAAGUCAAUGAACUGUUUGUCGAAAACGGAGGAAGAAGAGUUAUAUCGUGGCGCUACUAGUCGGAUUCUGGAUGCCUUCAAUCGUAACGGGCUCUUUGUAUUCCUUGUAGCCAAUUUGUUAACAGGUGCCGUGAAUUUAUCCAUUUCGACGCUGCAGUGUGGACAUAAACUUGCCUUUUCUAUCCUAGUCGUGUACGGUGCCUUAGUUACGAGCGUGGCUUUGUUCUUGGACAGGUUGGAUGUCAGUGUAAAAAUAUAG